This is a messenger RNA of Cladocopium goreaui, 1025 nucleotides long. NCBI's taxonomy places the organism in Eukaryota, Dinophyceae, Suessiales, Symbiodiniaceae. The record is from the annotation of a GenBank genome assembly.
GCAUAACGCAGCUGCAACAUGCGCGCAUCAGCGGUGGGUUUAGUUGAUGAGGAGGACCCCAGAGAACUGCGGGAAGCGACUGCUGCAAGACAGGAAAGAACUGCUUUCUACACCUUCCUAUGUUGUCUUUCCGCGCGGUUGGUCUUCCUCGUUGCACACGGCCUCACAUGUUUUGCGGCAUCUGUCUCAUUGCAGGACAUUGAGAGUGGCAUAGCCAACUGGUGGUUGAUCUUCCUUCCCAUUUGGAUCGGAUGCGCAUGCUGUCUUGUUUUGCUCAUAGUGUCCUGGUUUGCUUCUUGCAAGUACAUCAAGCUGUGCCUCUCUGAGCGUGUUGUUCGAAUCAACGAUAAUCCAAGCAUUCUCACAGAGGUGCUGCCAGAUAUUACGACGACCAUUCCUGGGCUGAUAUUCCUGGUGCUGGCAUUUUACAGCGAGUUUUACCUUUGUGAAUAUUUGGCGACAUCUCAAGCAGGUGAGCCAAGCUCCCUGACCAGCUACAUGGUGCUCUCCACUUGCGUUGCUUUGCUUUCAAUUUGUCAGGGCACACUCUUCACAGAGAAUUCAGCUCUUUGGAUCUCACUAGGCGCUGGCCUCCUGGUUUCAUCUCUUUCCUUUGCGGCCUCACGUGGAGAGCAAAAAUCUGCUUUUCUUCAGGCGCUGAUCGUUCUUCCCUUUGUCCUUGCUGUAGCGACGUUACUGACUGCAUCGAUUCACAGGCUGAAGCGCUAUGCCGCAGUGCUGCGCAGAGAAGAGCAGACCUUCCAGAAGAUCGAGGUGGCCCUGCUGGGCAUUCUUUUCAUUUGCCUGGCAUCCGUGGCCUACAAGGUCUUCAUGGACAAACUGAGUGAGGCUGCCGUGGAAGGGUGCUUGGUUGGGAUCUUCCUUUGCUUGCUGGCCUUCCCCCGUGCUCGGCUUUGCAUGUGGGAGGCCAAGCAUGGGCAUCUGGCUGAUCGGAGCAACUGGAGCGAGGCACUUCCACUUUGAAACUGACACUGCCUGACUCUAUGCGGCAAAAUGCGACAAAA